AGGAGCCGUCGGGUGGCGAGUGGUCGCGUCUGGCUGCGGACCGUGCAAGGCGAGGAGUGGACAACGUUGCCAGGCAGUCCCGGAGCCGGCGCCGGCGCGGCAUGAGGACCUUCUUACGCCGACCGCCGGAGCCGACGCGGCCGGUCGGCCCGACCACGCCCGAGGGAGACGACACCGGGGAAAGGGCGCCGCCUGAGUGCCGGGCCGACCCGCCGCCACCACCGGCCAAGACGGGUUUCUCUACGUGGAGCCGGCUGGUGGGACACAGGUGGCACCAGCUGAGGCGAGCCGACUCCCAGAACCAGCUGGCCGACGCCUUCGCCCUCACGGCACCGCGCAAGAAGAAGGCGUCCACGGCGGCCUCGGCGGCCGGGGCGGCGCCGCAGCGGACGGCGGCUGCCGGUGGCGAGCGCGUCAAGCUCGACCGCGUCGAGUCGCUCAAGAACCUCUUCCUGCGCUCGCGCGAGCCGAAGCCGGCACGGGCCGGCGGCGGGCGUAACCUGCUGCGCUGCCGCUCCACGUCGCUGCUGUCCACGUACGUGCCGGCCGAGGACCCGAGCGAGGGCGUGGACCUGCGCGGCGCGCCGGCGGCCGCGCUCAGCUGUGAUAACAUCAGCCUCCUGGCGGCCGGCCGCGACAGCGGCAUCCUGAACGAGCACUCGGACGGCAGCUCGACGCACGACUCGGAGUCGGGUAGCCUCGCCUCGCAGCGCACCGACUCGGGCGCCUCGUGCGAGGGCGGCGGCCGCCGCGAGCGGCGGGCACACGGAGAGUGUGCGACACGCCGGGGGCCGGUGUGGGAGAGUCGGGAAGAAGAGGAGCAGGCGAGGACGACGCCACCGAGCAGCAGCUCACGGCUCAACUGA
Molecule: messenger RNA, 866 nt
Organism: Pollicipes pollicipes
Lineage: Eukaryota; Metazoa; Arthropoda; Thecostraca; Pollicipedomorpha; Pollicipedidae
Exons: 5
Coding region: 102-866 (254 amino acids)
Source: RefSeq, a predicted model, not a curated record